Molecule: messenger RNA, 687 nt
Organism: Acanthocheilonema viteae
Lineage: Eukaryota; Metazoa; Nematoda; Chromadorea; Rhabditida; Onchocercidae
Source: the annotation of a GenBank genome assembly
AUGACAUUUGAAGCUGAUACGAUUGUUGGAACAGAUGGACUGGAAAGUAAUUUCGAUUCUCACGCCUAUCUUUGGGAUUUCUAUCAAAAUGUUGAUGAUCCGGCUAUGCAAAUGAUGAUUAUGUUAUUACCAACUAUUGCUGAACGCGUUAAUUGCUGUGAUAAUCUUUUGGAUUUCGGUGCUGGACCUACCAUACAUGUUUCGGUUGUUUUUAGGAAUAAAGUAAACAAUAUAUACUUAGCUGAUUAUUUGCCACAAAAUCGUAAUGAAUUAUUUCGAUGGACAAAUGGUCAAAGUUCAUUUGAUUGGACACCGGUGCUUAAAAUGAUUGGGACAGUCGAAGGUUCCGGUUGGUUGCAACUGAAAGAAAUGGAAGAAUAUACUAAAUCAAAGAUAGUUGUAAGCAUUCUUUGCUUGGAAUACUGUUGCAAUAGUGAGAUGGAAUAUAAAGAAGCAGUACGAAAUGUUGUAGAUCAAGUAAAACCUGGGGGUUGGUUUGUAAUGGGUGGUGUGUUAGAAGAGACGUGGUGCUCGUUUGGUGGACGUAAAUUUACGUGUUUGUAUCUUACUGAAAAUUUAUUGUUUGAAGCAUUACGUGAAGCUAAUCUUUUAGUCGAUGAUGAACAAUCGAGCAUUUAUUACUGUGCCAAGAGUAUUUUCCUGAUUUGUUGCAAAAAACAAAUUUGA